AUGGAAGCCGCAACAACCAAGAAGUUGAACCAAAAAUCCCGCCCAAUUCCAAGGCAAGCUCUCGCCAAACCGCCGAUCCCGCCCCGUGAGCAAACCAAGUCGCGGGCGCCCAACCAACUGCACCAGGACCAGCCCACCCCACGCGGGGACCCCACCAAACAACCAAUCUCUGCAUGUGUUUCCCGACGCCGCGCGCCCAUUGGCUGGCUAGGUCGUCUGCGUCUGCUUCCCAUCGACGUCGUUCGUUUCUGCAGGAGAUUGGAUGAGUCUGCAUGUUUCAGCUGCCUAGUUACGGAUUAUCUUCACCCACACACGCAGGACCUACAUCGCUCUCUUACUACAAUAUUGUACAUAGGUACAUACCUUCGAGCCUCAUCCCCCAUGUCCCCCGUACCCCCGUACCCCCAGUCACCCCCAGUCACCCCCAGACCCCCGGCCCCGGAUGCGGCACCGGCUAUUACGAAAGCGAAAAGCGAAAAGCCGGGAGCCUGGAACCAGGAGCGGUGUGUCUCUCCACCAGAGCGCGUGCACGCGAUGAUGAUGCUGUGUACAGUACAGUACAGUACGUGGUAG
Messenger RNA from Aplosporella prunicola CBS 121167, 573 nucleotides. RefSeq lists its product as uncharacterized. Bases 1 to 573 code for a protein of 190 amino acids. The record is from RefSeq and is a predicted model, not a curated record. The transcript has a single exon. NCBI's taxonomy places the organism in Eukaryota, Fungi, Ascomycota, Dothideomycetes, Botryosphaeriales, Aplosporellaceae.